AAUCUUCAAUAAAAUAAAAAUGUGAGAAUAUUUGAAUGCGACUAAACGGAAGAUUAGCUUCCAGGGCCACCGUGCGCCCCCUGGAGGAGUAAAGACGAUUUAUUUUGUGACGCCCGAUGUAUUAACGCGCGGACUUCUGUGUGAGAUGUUCAGCGGCAUCGGGUGACCAAGUAGCGUCAUAAAGAGAGCACCUGUUUGUUUGGAUCACGCCGUGCCGAACUGGUUGUGUGCCGAACCUUCAGGAAGACAGCAGAUAAACAACUACUCCUACAUAGGCUAAUCUUUGUUCAGUCAGGGUCAACUACGAAUAAUGGCAGCUCAGAAGAAUAAACACGGACUCCUGGCUAUUAAAGAAUUGGAGAAUAUUCUAGACACAUGUAAAGUUGAACUAACUCAAGUCGAUGAGGUGUGGCCAAAUCUAUACAUCGGAAAUGUGGCAAUUGCUCAAAAUAGAAAUGCUUUAAAGAAAAUGGGUAUCACUCAUGUGUUAAACGCUGCCCAUUCUAAGCAAGGAAGCAUCGGGGACCAAAGCUAUUAUGGCAAUUCAAUUGUAUAUUACGGGAUCCCAGCAGAAGACUCUUCAUCAUUUGACCUUAGUGUGCACUUUAAACACGCUUCUGAUUUCAUCCACAAAGCUUUGAGGAAAAAGAAUGGUAAGGUGCUUGUUCACUGCAUCAUGGGAAUGAGUCGGUCGGCUACUUUGGUUCUAGCAUACCUCAUGUUGCGGCAGCGUCUUACUCUCCGUACUGCCAUCCAAACAGUGGUACUGAGGCGAGCAAUUUAUCCAAACAGGAACUUUUUGAGCCUUCUCCUGGACUUGGACAUUCAGUUACAGAGAAAGCGAAUGCUAUGUCCCAUUCUCUGACAGUCAAAACAUACAGAUGUCAUUCACACAAAUGGCCAUGAAUUCAU
Misgurnus anguillicaudatus (oriental weatherfish) is the source of this 912-nucleotide messenger RNA. Its product is annotated as dual specificity protein phosphatase 13A. Gene Ontology annotation, cellular component: cytoplasm. Gene Ontology annotation, biological process: protein dephosphorylation; negative regulation of MAPK cascade. NCBI's taxonomy places the organism in Eukaryota, Metazoa, Chordata, Actinopteri, Cypriniformes, Cobitidae. The record is from RefSeq and is a predicted model, not a curated record. Gene Ontology annotation, molecular function: MAP kinase phosphatase activity; protein tyrosine/serine/threonine phosphatase activity.